Messenger RNA from Aspergillus sclerotioniger CBS 115572, 1183 nucleotides. RefSeq names its product glycoside hydrolase 5 family protein. Bases 1 to 1137 code for a protein of 378 amino acids. Gene Ontology annotation, molecular function: hydrolase activity, hydrolyzing O-glycosyl compounds. NCBI's taxonomy places the organism in Eukaryota, Fungi, Ascomycota, Eurotiomycetes, Eurotiales, Aspergillaceae. The transcript is spliced from 3 exons. The record is from RefSeq and is a predicted model, not a curated record.
AUGAAGCUAUCCAAUUCCCUCCUCGGCCUGACCAGCCUGGCGCUAGCCAACCUCGCCACGGCCCUCCCCAAAACCACCCCCCUACCCCGCAGCACCAGCUCCUUCUCCAGCACCUCAGGCCUCCAAUUCACCAUCGAUGGCGAAACGGGCUACUUCGCCGGAACAAACACGUACUGGAUCGGGUUCCUAACCGACGACUCAGACGUCGACCUGGUAAUGAGCGACCUCAAGUCCUCCGGCCUCAAGAUCCUCCGCGUCUGGGGCUUCAACGACGUAACCACCAAGCCCUCCGACGGAACCGUAUGGUACCAACUGCACGAGAACGGGCAAUCGACCAUCAACACGGGGGCCGACGGUCUCCAGCGUCUGGAUUACGUCGUCAGUUCCGCCGAACAACACGACAUCAAACUCAUCAUCAACUUCGUCAACUACUGGACGGAUUACGGCGGCAUGUCGGCGUAUGUGAGCGCGUAUGGCGGAUCGACUGAAACAGACUUUUACACAAGCACCGAGAUGCAGGCCGCGUACCAGACGUAUAUCAAGACCGUCGUGUCGAGGUAUAGUAACUCGUCGGCGGUGUUUGCGUGGGAGUUGGCCAAUGAGCCCCGUUGUCAGGGGUGCGAUACCUCGGUCCUGUAUGAUUGGAUUGAGAGUACAAGCAAGUAUAUCAAGUCGGUGGAUUCGGAGCAUUUGGUUUGUAUUGGUGAUGAGGGAUUCGGUCUCGAUACUGGCUCCGAUGGAAGUUAUCCUUAUACCUAUGGUGAGGGAUUGAACUUUACCAAGAACUUGGGGAUUGAGACGAUUGAUUUCGCGACACUUCAUUUGUACCCGGAUAGCUGGGGUACUUCGGAUGACUGGGGCAACGGAUGGAUCAGUGCGCACGGGGCGGCCUGCGAAGCUGUGGGCAAGCCGUGCCUGCUGGAGGAAUACGGGGUCACGUCGAACCACUGCAGCGUGGAGAAGCCGUGGCAGGAAACGGCCCUCAACACGACGGGAGUCAGUGCAGAUCUGUUCUGGCAGUAUGGGGAUGAGUUGAGCACGGGCGAGUCGCCGGAUGAUGGCAACACGAUCUACUAUGGCACGAGCGAUUAUACGUGUUUGGUGACGGAUCAUGUGGCGGCUAUUAAUAGUGCUUGAGAUAGCUAUUGGUAGUAUUUCGUAGUGAAUGAGAAGUGUGUUGCCU